CAAGAAAAUGGCAAGCAACAGUUUGCCAUUUUAGUCUUUCUCCUUUUCUUUCAUGAUUAACUCAAGUUUUACAAGUUUUCAUGCCAAUCUUCAUCAUUAUCAUCAUUACCAUUCCUUACCUUUGAUCAAUCAAAAAACUCAUCUUUUCCCUUUCGCACUCACUUUUACAGUUAUUUUCUUAUUCUUCUUCCUAAUCAUCUGUUCUCUUCCUAUUUCAUUCACUUUCAAUAUUUCCUUUUCCAUUUUCAGGCAACAGAUUGAGACUUGCUUUCAUUGUCUCAUUGCAAUUUGCAACAAUUGGAAAUUCAUGGAACAAUUUGAAUGCAUUUUGGGCCAACAUCAAUCAAAAUGGAUUCCUAGAGUCUAAACAUUUUUAUGCUUUUCUUUACUGAUGUAAUAAAGACGUUUGCAUUGCAAUAAAAUACCAACAAUGAUAAGAGCACAUUAAAACACUUUUAGUCUCAUUUUUGUUUCAAUAUGAUGUUGGUUGAUUUAUAUUUUGCUUUGACAUUUUGCUCGUUUGCUUCGGCUUCAGUCUAUUUCAAUGAUCAUUUCAAUGUUAACUGUGAACUGAUUGAGUGUCCAAAAAUUAACAUUUGCAUUGAGCCACAGCAAGAGAUUGUGGACAACAUUUGGAUCGGUGGAUGUUGUCCUGGCUGUGUUUACAUUUCAGGUUUAAAUGAAAGUUGCAAUUCGUUUGAAUCUCGAUGUAGAAAUGGAUUAAUCUGUGAUGAAAGUGAAUUAAUUUGUGUUCAAAAUGGAACCACUUCAAAGUGCAUUCAACAGCGAGAAAAGGCCAUCAAUUUGAAUGGGAAAAGCUUCUGUUCAAACAGAGCAGGGAUUUUAGUAAAAACUGGAUUUCUAUUUGAAACCUCUGAAUAUCAACCUGAAUGUGAUUACGAGACUGGACAAUAUAAACCCAAACAAUGCAAAACAAGCAAAUGCUAUUGCGUUGAUCCUGAUUCGGGUGAAAAGACGUUUGGUACAGUGGAAUCAGUAAACGGUUCCAAUAUGACUUGUUCAUGCAGUGUCGCCUUGAGCCGUUACACGAGUGAUCCAGAUAAUUAUCUUGAUUAUCAAUCAUCAAGACAUUUACAUUGUUCCGAGAAUGGCAACUUUGCUUCACUCCAAUGUCAUGAUCAACUGUGCUUUUGUGCUGAUCCAUCAACGGGACAACAGGUUUCACCUUUGGUUCUUAUUGAUGCUGUUUCGAGUCUUUCUUGUUAUUAUGAUACUUACCAACGACAGGUUGAAGUUAAUUGUGAUGAGAAAGUUGAAUAUACCGAUGACGAUGGCAAUAAAAAGUUGAAGGAUUUAUGUUAUUGCAUUGACCAUGAUAGUGGACAAAAGUGGAAAAUGAUUAAGGCCGAUCUCAAAGUUUGCUUCGAUUACAUUGAGUCAUUGCACUUGAUUGGCGCCGAUUACAAUAAAAUGUGUGAACAACUGUUACAACCAUUGGCCAAUCUAACAAGCUUCUUGGGCCGUAAAGGAAUCGAUGCGAUUGGCUUGAACUCAAUGCAAUGUGAUUUGGAUGGUAAUUUUGUUCAUAGACAAUGCACAGAUUCAGAGUGUUCGUGUGUAAAUUCAGUCGGUGAAAAUGUUGCCAAUUAUCGCAUCGACAGAUAUGGCAAUGAUGAUCGGACAAUGAAAUGUGAUUGUGCCAUUCAAGAGUAUGAAAUAACAACUUUGGGUAAACCGUAUGAUAAACUGCUCUGUGAUUUAUAUGGAAACUUUAAGGCCAACCAAUGCUUUGAAUCGGGUUCAAGAUGUUUCUGUGUUGACUCUAAUGGUAAUCGCAUAUCCAAUGUUAUAUCAUCCAGUGUUAUUCCAUCCAGUUUGAGUUUGAGUGAAAUUUGCUCAACAAUGAGAGCCAUUUUGGAAGCUGAUGAACAAUCGAGUAAAUCAAGUUACACUUAUCAAGCUUGUUAACUGUUAGACUAGUCAAAUAAUCUUAAAUCCUGUUCGACCGAAGGAAAAGAUUAAAAUUUGAUUUCGUUUCUCUCUUCUUUUCGUCAUCAAGAUUAAAAAACACCAAUAACCAACAGA
Messenger RNA from Tetranychus urticae (two-spotted spider mite), 2046 nucleotides. RefSeq lists its product as uncharacterized. Gene Ontology annotation, biological process: cell-matrix adhesion. Gene Ontology annotation, cellular component: basement membrane. Lineage: Eukaryota; Metazoa; Arthropoda; Arachnida; Trombidiformes; Tetranychidae. The record is from RefSeq and is a predicted model, not a curated record.